CAUACUCGUACCUGGGCACCUCCUAACCGGCCAGGUAAUCACCUGCCUACACCUACCUGGUUAAUCUCUUAAGCGGAAAGGAAUACCUGCUACGUACAUACACGUACAACACCGUCUGCGCCGACCGCACUACCGAUAGUUGCGCUCUAUCGAGCUGCUUCGUGCUCGUAAAAUAAAAAGAAAAGUCGCCUGUGCUAGCGGGAGCACCUAGGUACCCAGGUACCUAGGCAUACAUCAUAGGUGCACGAUGUACCUACGUACCUGUCAGCCUGUACGGUUCCCGCCAAUCAGACGCGCCCGGCCCCGCCCUGCCUCGCAGGUACCUGGGUACAUGCGCAGCCCCCGUGCGCCUAAUACGGUAGGUUACCUGAGAAUUGGUCCAAUCCCAAUUAUUACCUAGUGGUGAAUUGUUUCCCUCGCCCGGCUUCCGUCUCUCCUCCUCCUCCUCCUCCUCCAUCAUCUUUCUCGCCUCGCCUCUGCUAACUUACCUACUAUUUUCUCGCCCUCUUCCCCUUUCGUCUUCUUGCCUCCAGACGCGACUCGCUACCAAUUGACCAACUUGACGUUUGUGUCCGACCUAGCUAGACUAGGCUGACCGGAGCUCGUCCUUACCUCUGACCUAUUUAUCUCUUCUCUUACCUCUUCAUCAUCUACGUCAUAUACUUCCCGCUGAGCGGCCGCCAGUAUGUCUCUGGACACCAAAAUCCCCCACCUUCCCAGCGGUUCACCUUCUCGCCGCGGUUAUCUCUCCUUUAGCCGGGGCAACUUUCUGUUGGGAGACGAAAGUCCGCCGCCCAUCACGGCGCGAGGGCAAGGUGCCCUCGCCCAGCUCCUCAAGAGCCGCUCUCAUAGCUCGCUGCAUAACUACGGCGGCACCUGGCGAGGCAAUGCGUUAUCCGGCCACGAUGAUGAGGAAUCUGCGCUGCUGGCGCCCAUGUACCCGUACCCGCACUCCGAGCUGGACGACGAGUCGCAUCGCCGGUCUCAGCUGGACGAGCGCCGGCUGAACCAGCUCCUCCACAGCUCGCCCAUGCGCUCCAUGCGUUUGAUCGGAAACUCGAAUCCCCGGUACAAGUGGGCGAGGUAUUGGAAGACGGAGGAGGAGCUGAGUAGCAUGAGGAAGCCGAUUCGCGAAUACUACGAGCGGAUUAAUUAUCUGGUUCAGCAGUAUCUUUACAUCGAUCGGUUGCUGGAUAGUAGUCUGCCCCACGAUCUGUUGAACGAGUAUAACAACCUCCCUCAUAGCUCCUUUAAGGACAUUCACAUCCCGGCCACCAUCUCCGAGGAACAUCCCGGUGCCAUCAGCAUUGGGAAGGGCUCGCCCAAGAGCGGGUUCGGCAACAACGAUCCUGCUGGCAACCUCAACUCGCUCACGAACCUUUCGAGCUUCCGAAGCAACGGCAUCGACCCUGCUACCGAGGAGGAAGACGCCAAGGACGUCGUCGUGCAGAGCGUGGCGAAGAAAGUCAAGCGUACUCCCAAGGACAUAUAUCGUGCAAUCGAGAGCACUCCCUUGUUCCUCAACAACGACGACGAGGAUGACCAGUGGGAUGGCCCGAAGCCCGAGAUCCCGUGGCUGGAUGAGGACGAAGUUGACAGCACCGACCGCAUUGUCACGCUAGCCAUCUACGUCAACUUUGCUGCCAAUCUGUUUCUGCUCCUGGGCAAGAUCGCCGUGGUCAUUUCCAUGUCCUCCAUGUCGGUGCUCGCUAGUUUGGUCGACGCGGUGCUCGACUUCCUGUCGACAGUCAUAGUGUGGACCACGACCUGGUUGAUCUCGCGACAAGACCAAUACAAGUAUCCGGUGGGGCGGCGGAGGCUGGAACCCCUGGGCGUGCUCGUCUUCUCGGUCAUCAUGAUCACUUCGUUCGUCCAGGUCGGCCUAGAAUCGAUACAGCGAUUGGCCUCGCCUAAGCACGAGCUGAUUGAAGUAGGGGUUCCCGCACUUAGCAUCAUGCUGGGGACUGUCUUGAUCAAGGGACUGUGCUGGCUAUGGUGUCGCCUGGUGAAGAAUUCGAGUGUUCAGGCACUAGCUUCGGAUGCGAUGACGGAUGUGAUCUUCAACACGGGCUCUAUCCUCUUCCCCAUCGUCGGCUUUUACGCUAAGAUUUGGUGGCUGGACGCCCUCGGCGGUCUCGUCCUGUCGAUGGUUGUGAUUUUCAACUGGUCCGAAACUUCGAUGCAACAUAUUAAAAAUCUUAGCGGAUUCUCCGCCACCGCCGAUCAGCGAAACAUCCUGCUGUACCUCGCGAUGCGCUUCGCCAAGACCAUCAAGCAGAUUCAGGGUAUACAGGCCUACCACGCCGGCGACAAGCUCAAUGUCGAGGUCGACAUCAUCCUAGACGCGUCCACAACGUUGCGGGAUUCCCACGAUUUGUGUGAGAGCUUGAGCUACGUGCUAGAAUCGGUCCCGAUUGUGGACAGGGCAUUCGUCCAUGCCGACUACGCGAGUUAUAACUUCCUGCCUACGCACAUGGAACAGCAGAGCGGUUAGACGAUGGGUAUUUUUAUCUAGCAGGGUGUUGGGGUAAGCGCAGUUCGCGUUGCGGAAGAAAAAGGCAUUGCAUAGAUUGGCAGACGGGCAUUUGCAUAUAUUGCAUGGUCAUAGUACGGAACGGAUAUAUUGGCAAUGUAUGAUACUGUACCUAGAAUUUCAGUUCGCGAUGUGCAUGUUCGGCGACAUACUCUGCUUGCCGGUACGUCGCCAACCCAUACGCGUAUAGAGAUGGGGAUAUACGAAGACCUACGUCGUGUCUCUCAGGUCCUGAGAACGGCCCGUUUCAUUUGGAGGGCGUGUGGCUAAUGAGACUAGCGUUGGAAAAUGGAGUCCAUUUAAGCGAAGACCAACGUCAGGUAUUGGCUCUUUGCGGCGAUUGGGGAACCACGGAUGCCCUGAAAGUGUUCCUGAGAUAUUCUCCAUCUGUUUAAGAGAAUAAAUAACCCUGGUUCCCUAAGAGGGACAUAUGAACCGCAGGGUAUGAUAUGUAGGUAUAGAUAUAUUGGGGCAUGUAUAAUAAUUAAGAUGAUGAGACAAUAGUAGGGAAUGGGUUAGAAGGGUCUAACUAAGCGUCUACAGCCUAAC
This is a messenger RNA of Durotheca rogersii, 3082 nucleotides long. RefSeq lists its product as uncharacterized. Bases 686 to 2494 code for a protein of 602 amino acids. Gene Ontology annotation, molecular function: monoatomic cation transmembrane transporter activity. Gene Ontology annotation, biological process: transmembrane transport; monoatomic cation transport. The transcript has 6 exons. Gene Ontology annotation, cellular component: membrane. Lineage: Eukaryota; Fungi; Ascomycota; Sordariomycetes; Xylariales; Xylariaceae. The record is from RefSeq and is a predicted model, not a curated record.